UGAGCCAGCCUGCAUUAGCUCAGCUUUCAGGCACUCUCAGUCUCUGCUGGAAAGAGGAGCUGGGAGGAUGAGCGCUCUGUUACCGCGGCUCCCCACAGCACGCUGAAAAGACCGAGAGAAAGGAAGAAAGGAAAACCGAGAGGCGAAGAGUCCUCCCAGACCAAGCUAAGGGACCACGAGAGAGAAGGGAGUCUGCUUAUCUGUCCGUCUGUAGUCCCCUCGCCGUUUUGGAAGUGCCAGGGAUUUGGGCCUUUUAAUUUUAUUCUGCGUUGUUCUCCUCCACAGACGAAGCUUUCUUCCUCCUUCUGGUUUUUACUUUCCUCCCCCGCUCCUUCCUUUUGGUGGAUAUGGACAGAAGGGAGUUUACUGCAGAGAAGCAGCAGCCGCCAGAACAUAUUUGAGCCCCUGGUGCUCGGAGCGUGGCAUAGACUUUUUGUAUUUUUGUGGGUGGCGUGUGUGUGUGCGUGUCUGUGUCUGUCUGUCUGUGUGUCGGAGGUGUGGGAGGCGGGAUUGGUUUGCCCGGGGGCUUGGUUGAGGGGGGUGAGUGCUCGGAUGAAGACCUCUUUUGGCGUGACUCUUUGCUCCACCGGGGCAUCUUUGGAGACUUGGAGGUUUUGAAAGUGUAACGAAGCAAGAGAAAAAGAAGAAGGAGAGAAAUACAUACGAAAAAGGAUUUAUUUCCUUUUCAUUAGUGGAUUGUUAAACCUGAGUGGGAAGGAGAAAAAACGAGGGUGGGUUGUUUUAUUUUUUUUAUAAUUCUUUUUUCUUAAAAAAAAUCUUUGAGUGGAUUUUUUUACCAGGGUGGAAAAUAAUUGAGGGGUUUGUUGUUUGUUCUGGGAAUAGAAACUAAAAAAUGGAGACUGUAAGUAGAAGCAGCUUCCAGCCUCAUCCAGGACUGCAGAAGACCUUGGAACAGUUUCAUCUGAGCUCUAUGAGCUCCCUGGGUGGCCCUGCUGCUUUCUCAGCACGAUGGGCACAGGAGAUGUACAAGAAAGACAAUGGCAAAGACCCAGCAGAACCUGUAUUGCAUCUGCCUCCUAUCCAGCCCCCUCCAGUAAUGCCUGGUCCCUUCUUCAUGCCCUCGGACAGAUCCACAGAGAGGUGCGAGACCAUCCUGGAAGGGGAAACCAUCUCUUGCUUUGUGGUGGGCGGAGAAAAGCGGCUUUGCUUGCCCCAGAUCCUGAACUCGGUGCUCAGGGACUUCUCCCUGCAGCAGAUCAAUUCGGUGUGUGAUGAACUACAUAUUUACUGCUCCAGAUGCACCGCUGACCAGCUGGAGAUCCUCAAAGUCAUGGGCAUCCUGCCCUUCUCUGCUCCCUCCUGCGGGCUCAUUACCAAAACUGAUGCUGAGAGGCUUUGUAAUGCCCUGCUUUACGGUGGCACCUAUCCUCCCCACUGCAAGAAGGAGUUUUCCAGCACGAUUGAGCUGGAGCUCACGGAGAAGAGCUUCAAGGUGUAUCACGAGUGCUUUGGGAAGUGUAAGGGUCUCUUGGUACCAGAGCUUUACAGUAACCCGAGUGCAGCCUGCAUUCAGUGCUUGGACUGCAGGCUUAUGUACCCACCUCACAAAUUUGUGGUCCACUCUCACAAAUCCCUGGAAAACAGGACUUGCCACUGGGGCUUUGACUCAGCAAACUGGAGGUCCUAUAUCCUCCUCAGCCAGGAUUACACUGGGAAAGAGGAGAAAACUAGGCUGGGCCAGCUCUUAGAUGAAAUGAAAGAAAAAUUUGACUAUAACAACAAAUACAAGAGAAAAGCCCCCAGGGUCCCUUCAGAUCCUCCUGCUUCCAAAAAGCCCAAAAUAGAUGACUCUGCUUCCCAAUCUCCAGCUUCUACUGAGAAGGAAAAACAGUCCAGCUGGUUACGGUCCUUAUCCAGUUCAUCUAAUAAGAGUAUUGGCUGUGUCCAUCCCCGUCAGCGUCUCUCAGCUUUCCGGCCCUGGUCUCCUGCUGUAUCAGCAAAUGAGAAAGAGCUCUCAACACAUCUUCCUGCAUUGAUCCGAGACAGUUUUUAUUCCUACAAAAGCUUUGAGAAUGCUGUGGCCCCCAAUGUGGCUCUUGCACCUCCUGCCCAACAAAAAAUUGUAAGCAACUCCCCCUGUGCCACAGUAGUAUCACGGAGUAGUGAGCCAAUGAGCAGCACUGUCCAGCCACGGAAAAGAAAACUUGCUGCAGAGAACCCAGCCAUCCCAGAAGCAGUGGCCACUGUGACUGCCACUGAAGAAGAUAAGGAAUCAGAAGCAGAAAUUGAAGUAGAAACCAGGGAGGAAUUCACCUCCUCCUUAUCCUCGCUCUCCUCCCCAUCCUUUACUUCAUCCAGCUCUGCAAAGGACAUGAGCUCACCUGGGAUGCAAGCCCCAGCCACACUCAGCACUUCAUAUGAGGUUGCAACACAUUCUGACUCUCACAGCAGUGGUUUGGAAGCUGAGCUGGAGCACCUAAGACAGGCACUGGACAGUGGCCUAGAUACAAAAGAAGCCAAAGAAAAAUUCCUCCAUGAAGUUGUUAAAAUGAGAGUGAAGCAGGAAGAGAAGCUAAAUGCUGCUUUGCAAGCCAAACGCAGUCUACAUCAGGAGCUAGAGUUCCUAAGAGUGGCUAAGAAGGAAAAACUGAGAGAAGCAACAGAGGCAAAACGCAACUUGAGGAAAGAGAUUGAGCGUCUGAGAGCUGAGAAUGAGAAGAAAAUGAAGGAAGCCAAUGAGUCUCGGAUACGACUAAAGAGGGAACUGGAACAAGCCAGGCAGAUCCGGGUUUGUGACAAGGGAUGUGAAGCAGGCAGGCUUCGGGCCAAAUACUCAGCCCAGAUUGAGGACCUACAGGUUAAGCUUCAGCAUGCAGAGGCUGACAGGGAGCAGCUCCGAGCUGACCUGAUGCAUGAGAGGGAGGCUCGAGAACACUUGGAAAAAGUAGUCAAGGAACUUCAGGAACAACUGUGGCCUAAAUCAAGCAAUCAAUCCAGCAGUGAAAACACAAUGAACAACCUUGAGAACUAAAUAAACACCACACCAUCUAAUACACAUACAGAAUGCUGUAUAUGCACAGUAAGGGAGGAUGUGUGGGGGUACGUGUGUAAGUGCAUGUGUGAGUAGUUGUGUCUUAGCACACAUCCAUGAGUAUGGACUUUUACAUAGUUGGAAGGCAAAUGUUACUCUUCAUAACAGAAGCACUGAAUUACAUCUCUUUUUUUUUUUUUUAAUCCAUACAGCACAACAUCUUACUGUGCCUAUAAAACACAAAGUGUUUAUAAACAAAAUACUUUUAAGUCCACAGCAAAUUUUCUACUGGUAUACUCCAAGCAAGCAGCAUCGUCCAGCUAAAAUCAGAGUAAAAGGCAAGUGUGGCAAUGUUUUUAUGUUGCCCUUCUGCCUGUUGGAACAUUUUGGAAUUUAAAAACAAACAAACUUUUGUUAUAAGCUAUUUAAAAUAAUUCAUUAUACAGACUUGGUAUUAAAACAAUUAACAAGAUUUUUUUUAUAAUGAACCUUUAAAAGCAAAACAGAAAUCUUCGAUGCACAAUUUUUAGUGACUUGUUAUAGGCUUUGGGAUUCUUAAUGCAGAAGCCCUCUGGUGAUGAUGCCAUUUCAUAGCAGUUUUCCAGCCAUUUAGGAAGCCAUCACAGUUUUAACCCUGUCACAUGGUUGUAUGAGAUUUUCAGAGUGCUCUUCAAAGUUGAUUUUUUUUUCUUAGAAACAAUUAUCUUCAUUUCCUGUGCUGAAGAAAGGAAGAUGCAGGGAAGAGGAUUGUAAGGGGGGAGGGGGAGAAGAUGUAUGCUUGAGAAUUAUAAACCCAGCCUUACGGACUUCAGUGUUUGUAAAUCAUGCCAUAUUCUCUAAAGACAUCUUCAUUAACUGGUGUGUUCAAAAGACUCACUUCAUCCAAGAGCACUUCAGCUUUGGGAAAAGAAACAAGGACAUAAAGGAAGGAAAUGGAUGAUCUGUUAAGUUGGUUGAGAAAUAAAGCAGAAGGCACAUGCAUUUUUCAAGUCAUUCUGAAAUCUUUACUUCAGCUUUCAGUUUUCUGGAAAACUCAUCCUUGUUGCACCAUCUUACCAUAAAUUCAGUAUUUACCUUAUUCCGAACUGUCUGUCAGGAUUACUGUGCCCAAGGAGAGUGCAACAUCACAUUAUCGAAUACUACAGAAAAGAAAAACAACACUUUUGCUGCUGUGAAUAAGCCUUCUUUUGUUUUGUUUUGUUUUUUUAAAAAAAGUUACUUUAAUUUUGGGAUCCAAGCCGCAGCCCCGGAAUGAAAAUGCAGCAUGUCAUCACUUUGUGUUAUUACUGUUGUUGUUAUUGUUGUUAAUAUUAUUUUUUUAAAAAGAACUGCACUUUGUCAGAAACUUUCUUUGCAUUUUAUUCCAUAGUUUUAAAGUUUACAAGAUGAGCAUUCUAGAUUCUACCCUGCUUAAUAGAUGUGAAAAAUCAUCAACCCAGUUUUCCAUCAUGUGACACUGUGUCAUCAUUUACAUUUAUGCAAAGUGAGUAUUCAGCAGGUAUAGAAUGCUACCAAAUAACAAUUAUCCAGAGUAGUGCACUACUGGUUCUAUUUUAAACCUGUUUUUUUUGCAUGGCUGUGUCUCUAACACAACAUGGGAGGCAGCAGUGAGGGGGCUCCCAGAAGUGCUUAUCAAAUACAGUUGGUGCUUUACUGAACAUGAGAAAAGUCCCAUCCCCCCCCCCCUCCGCCCCAAACACUCACCUCUUAUACACUCAAGCUUAUGAGCAUAAGAUGAAAAUUUGACCUGGGGCUGCAGAUGUGCCUUCCAGCUCAUUUUUCCUCUCAGCAUGUUAUAUAGGAAAUGCUGAUGUUUUUUUACCUUAAAAAUAAAAAAAAAAAAAAAAAAAGGAAGAAAAAAAAAAAGAUAACCCUAUGCAUCAUCAUACACAGAAGUUAUUGUAAACAAAGAACCAUAUUUCCAGCAAUCUUUAUUUGCUUUUGGACAUUAAUCCCAGUAGAUGGAAAGUGGCUGCCAAUCCUAAAAUUAUAGUCUUUACUUACAGUAUGUUAGAGAGACUUUUUUGAACAAGAGCUGUUUGCUUGAAAUCAUUAUAAUAACCAUUAUAACUGUGAGCAUUAACAAGAAGUAAAGUUCAUAUAUAUGUUUUAGGUACAAAAAGAAGAAAUAUGAAAGGCAUUGAAUUACUGGGACAAUGUAGAACUCUGGGGAGCAAGAAACAGUUAUACCAAGUAAAUUACAUGAAACUGUCCGUUUAUACAGGGCUUUGCCCUUGUGUGUUUGGGAUGCUGGAGACUGAGUCUAGGUGCAGAUCUCCUCUUCUAAAGUGCAAUGCAAAAGGAAUAUUGAUCAUGCUUAUGCAGUUUUUUAUGUGGAUUUUUUUUUUUUUUGCAUCUUUGUAUGGGUUUUUUUUCUGCAAUUAUUAAGUCAUAUGCAUGGAAUUAAAAUCUCUGCCACACUUAUAUAUUCACUAAGGGGCAUUAUUAUUGUCUUAUGUAAAGGGUUUAAUUUUGUUAUGCAGUAUGCAUAAAAGUGUUCUCAGCCUUAUGAUUUCCAGAUCUAUAUUAUUCAGCUAUUUCUUCAAGGGAAACUAAAUAAUUUUAGCUAUAGUUGAGCUUUUUUAUUUCAAAGAUCUGUCAUAUGCUGUGCUUUAUUGCCAUGUUAAGAAAUUACACAUAGAACAAAUCUGUUUUUUCCUCCCACCAUUGGCUUUUUUGAAGUCUUAAUUUUUAAAUUUUGAUCUUUUUCCUGACUUCUGAUUGUGUCUCUCCUGUUAUGACUCAACAAAAAAAAUCGCAGCAUGUCUGUCCGAAUUUGUUUUUGUUUUGUUUUUACCGGAAAAGUGGCCCACUUACCUGUAGCAUGUCACACAGUUUUUCUUUCUUGCGUUCCUGGGCAAACACACUGAUUCACUGGCAUAAUUUCUUCUGUGCAUAUGAUGUUUUUAUCCUCCAGAAUGAAUGAAUUCUGUAAUUUUUCAAAGGAAAAAAAAAGGAUAGUAAAUAAUCUCAUCAAUAAGUGUGCAACAACCAGCAUCACCUCUGUUUCACAGAGAUUUGCAAGGAAGAAUUCUCCAUAAUGAAGCUACAAACUAUUAUGCUACAAAAAUGCUGUUUCUUCUUUUGCUGUGUAUUAUGAUAAUUCUAUUAAGUGUAAUAUUUGACUACUGAACUUCAUAAUACUUGACGUUAAGAGUCUUUAGUAUUUGAUCUUAGGGAAUGAAAACAUCCUAAUAAAAACAUUUCUAGAAAUUACAGUUUAAAAUCAGUACGAUUAAAUAAGGUGCAAGAAGACUGGGAACAAACCUUCUACACCAGCAGUUAAAUGACAAGAGGGGUUUACAGAAUAGGAUUCCAUCUUAAAUCAUUUUGUGUCUUUUCAAAAUACAUUUUAACAGUAAAAUCUUAAUAUUUCUGGAGAGCAUGUAACUUAUUUCUAAUUCAGAAUUCCUGUGCAUGUAAUUUAUUUACAAAUUACGCUGUCUGAAAAAAAACGUGGAGACACGAAAUCUAGAAAAUGUCUGUCAAAAUGGUGGGAAUCUUCAGAGGAAAAAUUUCUCUGAUGGUGCUUGAGGUGAGUGAGUUCUGUGUGUAAUUUCUGCUGGCAACACUUCAGUAAAACAAGUGUUAGCCCUUUCAGAUGGGAUUGCUCUUCUUUUGACUUACUGUUGGGUCCCUGCUGCAUUCCAUUUGCACUCCAACUGGUGAGUGUAGGAAUUGUAAAGUCACACCUUCUCAUUUUAUCUAUUCUUUAGUUUCCUUUAGGAAGUUAAAAGGGAGAAGAGGUGUUUCAUACAGGCUGUUGACUCUCCCUGUACAUAAAAAUAUAUUACUUAAUACUUGUAUAUUCAGUUUAAUUACUCAUUGUUUCUAUUUCUGAAAGAAGACUUAACGAAGGGAAAAAAUACCAACAGCAAUAACAUUCAUAUCUAUGGAGCAGCUAACUAGUAUACAUAAUAUUCUGCUUUUCAAACAGAACUAGCCAAUGUAAAAAAAAAGUUAAAAUUAAAUUCAACAUGUAAAUACUUCUUUUCAUUUUACACUGUUGUAUUAUAAGUGUAUAUGGUGUUUACUUUUUCAGAACUCUUUCUUACCUGGUAGUUGUCUUGUUUUGAGAGUUGUGUUUUUAACUAAGAACCUUUGCUGUCUGUUAGGAAAAACAACAACAAAAAUCUUUUUGCAAGUUUUAAAUGUGGGUUAACCUUUCUCCAUCAUUUGCAUUUUAUUCGUCCUUAUUUUCACUGUAAAAAGUACUUUAUUAUCAAAAGGUUGGUUUUUUUUUUUCCUCCUCCAUUCUGCCUUCCCAUCAGUCCCUGUGUUUUAGAGGGAAGUUGUUUUUUUUUUUCUUAAAUCACAGAAAUGACAUUUUUUCAACUGAGGAAAAAUAAAUCUUUACAUUUAUAAUAGCCAAUAGCAUUUCAGCACAUUUUUGUUAUCCUGGUCUCUCCUAUGCUGCUGCUAAUGACAAUAUUAUGACUUACUCUACUAUUCUAGAACUAUUUUUAUGUAAGUAAUGUAUGCUUUCUUGUUUAUAAAUGCCUGAUUUAAAAAAAAAAAAAAAAGAAAAAAGCUUGGCAUAUUUAUCUAUUUCGCUGUGUACCCUGAUAGUCCUUUUACACCCCCUUUUCCACAUCCCCUCCCCUUGAAGCAGAUAAUAUUGUAAAAUAAAGGACUUUAUGAGAUUA
Messenger RNA from Dromaius novaehollandiae (emu), 7638 nucleotides. RefSeq names its product SKI proto-oncogene (gene SKI). Lineage: Eukaryota; Metazoa; Chordata; Aves; Casuariiformes; Dromaiidae. The record is from RefSeq and is a predicted model, not a curated record. The transcript is spliced from 7 exons. Gene Ontology annotation, molecular function: SMAD binding; DNA-binding transcription factor activity, RNA polymerase II-specific; RNA polymerase II cis-regulatory region sequence-specific DNA binding. Gene Ontology annotation, cellular component: nucleus. Gene Ontology annotation, biological process: negative regulation of BMP signaling pathway; negative regulation of transcription by RNA polymerase II. The coding region runs from base 854 to 2992 and encodes 712 amino acids.